AUGUCCACCUACGCAUUGCAGACGAAAACAAUGCUGCAAUCUGUCUCUAACACACCUAUACAACUCUUGGGACUGUCCGCCAAACGCGACGAAUCGAAAUCACAACUGCCGUCGAAGCGAAAGAGAGAUACCAUAUGUGGGUUGGGAGCUUUUAAUAAACCCUUCACCAUUAGGCCAUACCCCGACUCGCCGUAUGACAAGCCUGCGACUUUCAAACCGGUACGCGUAAUCGGACGCUCGCAGCUGCCUCUUACAUUCCUCGACACGUCCUCGGACGAGAAUUUCGCCACCAACUCCCUCUUCUCCGCCCGUAUCGACAUACUAGAGCACAAUGAAGAUUUGCAAGAGCAGGAAAACGAAGUUCCAAAGGUGCUCAUAGCACGAUAUGAAUCGAAGCGGACGCUGUAUGCCAUAGAACGGGUACAGGCUCGGACAUACAGUAUAUGCAGACUGGCGAUUUGGGUCAAGGAGAAAGAUGUUGCGGAGCUAUGGGACCCCUCGAACUUGACAACAUUGAUUCUACCUCCAACUCUCCAAAAAGCUGAAGCAGAUGUAGUUGCAGCUGGGGAAUGGUGGCAAUACGCUGUUGUGCAAAUACCAUCUGCAGGGCGACCGGCAAACCGUGCUAAGAUGGCAAUGAUGCGGCCAAAGCAGGACCCCAAAGCGGCCGCAGAUUCACAAGUGCUAGACAGUCUGGGACCACAAGAGGUUAUGGAUCUAAACGCAGAGCCAUCGACGGAUUUGCCAUCGCCACAGGAGCAACUUGCAUCGCUGCUUCAACAGUACCUAGACGCAGUGUACAUGUCAAAAACAUCUCUGGCCUACUUUGCAAAAGGCCCCAUCACCCGCAUACGCAAUGCCUUCACAUCACCCGAGGAGGGUGCGCCAUCGACCUAUGAAUUAGUAACUUUCCUGAGAUCGAUGCUUCUGAGUCCCAAGGCUAGCGAGAAGAAGUACUACGAGAAACUGCCGGCUGUUAUCAAGGCAAUACCGCCAGGAAGCUUUUCCGACGAUGAGCCAACUGCAGCGGCUGGCAAAGCAAAGAAAUCGAAGAAGAAAGUGAAGCUUAGCCGAGAGGGAGUGUACCCUAUAGAGGAGCCUAUAAUCAAGAAAUGGUGGAUGUCAGAGCUGCCGAAUGGUGAUAGCAUGGGUGCAGAGUCGAUGGACCAGCGCAUCAAAAGGCGAAUCGGAGAACUACGAGUUCGCGAAACACUUGCCCAAAUGAUUCUUAUGCUCGAAAUUGUGGCGCUUGAAGCACUAUCUACACAUAAGCCGCCCCCGGAAGAACGACCUGUCGCAGACGCUACGCAAGUUCAAGAUGAGUCGCAGACGCAACCCAAGAAGCGGAAACGGAAACUUGACGAUAUCAGUCUACAACUCGAUCUGCUGUUGGACAAACUGUGCAUCUGGCAUGCCACCGAGGAAUUCGGAAUCUUGGAUUUUGACUCAAAGCCGUCAAAACAAAACGGUUAUUCUGAUGGCUUUGGCAAGAACGGGGCAAGCGACAGACUGCACAGCUUCUGUGUUGAAGUCAUCAUACCCUUCUACAUGAAUCGGCUCCCGGAGCAGGCCCUCAUGGUUAACAAGAAACUCGGCGGUCCAUCGCAUACUUCGCCACCAAAGCGGAAGGCCAUGAAGCCACCAACUGCCUCGCGCAAGUCGGGAGAACCGAAGGAGCCUGAGGCAAAGAAGUCACGACGAUCGUUGGGAAGAGUAGCCACAGAUACUACGGGAAAAACCGUCGAGCGAGUAACACCAUCUCUGAGUCGAUCUGCAACCGACUCUGCGCUUUUGAACGGUGUGAAACGAGAGGGGAGUGAAGUACCCCUCUCAGCCAUACCAUUCCACCGCAGCCCAUCUAAGGGUGCUAGGCAAUCCAUGUCGCAGAUGAGACAUCUGCAGGGCCGUCAAAUUGAUUUUACGCGGCCCUCAGCUGCAGCUUCUGCGAAGAUGAAGCAAAAGCAGCGUGUCGAGGAAGACCUGCAAGAGGCUAUCCUGGCUUUGAAAAAGCCAAACCGAGGACUGGCUGCUGGAGGCUACAUCGCUGAUGUUGAAAAACGCACUCUUGGUUUGACUAGCAAGUCGAGGAAGCCUGCCAACCCCGUACGAAAGACUAUCAAAGAUGUUCAAGUCUCUGCAACCCCUAGAGUUGGCCGAAGAACAAAGGACAUGAUCGAACAAACACCUAGCCACGACCGCCACCACAAUCCGUUCCUUCGACUUCCAAAUGUCGAAGCGCCUCCUUCAAGCAACUUCUGCAUCCCUUCCUCAGCCACUCGUCCACCAUCUUCCAUUGUACCGGCAACGGUCCAGCGUAGCGCAACGGCCCGCAGCCUAGCGCAUUCUAAAAUCGCCGAGACACCUUCCAAGGCGCCGAACACCAAAUCCUUUUCCUCAGGGGCGGUUCGUAGGACGAUCUUCGCAACCCCAUCGAAAGUCGGUGCUUCCCCUCCAGAUGGUAAUCAUUCCGUGCCAUCACAUGUGUUCGAAACACCUGCCAAGAUCAUGGGCAAUUCGCCGCCCACGAAAGUUGAUUUUACGCAUCCCGCUGGUAUGGCAACACCUACGAAAUAUGUACCUGUCUCAGCCAGUGUGACUGAACCGGCUGGCUGCUCCAACCCCGCCAAGGACGAUGGAGGAUCAUCGAUCUACGACGCCUUGGGUUGGAAUGACGAUGAUGCCGAAUUUUUAUAG
This is a messenger RNA of Cucurbitaria berberidis CBS 394.84, 2694 nucleotides long. RefSeq lists its product as uncharacterized. Gene Ontology annotation, biological process: DNA replication initiation. Lineage: Eukaryota; Fungi; Ascomycota; Dothideomycetes; Pleosporales; Cucurbitariaceae. Bases 1 to 2694 code for a protein of 897 amino acids. The transcript has a single exon. The record is from RefSeq and is a predicted model, not a curated record. Gene Ontology annotation, cellular component: DNA replication preinitiation complex.